AUGUCAUUUCGGCCAUUGGUUCAGAAAGUUAAGAAAAAGCUCGCCGCUUUGCUGACUGUGGGGAGGUUAAAACAUCUUCUUAAGAAAAGCCCGCGCCGCAAGAGCUCGGUGACCAGAUCUACUUCACCCAGCUUGGCUACUACAAAUGACCUCGAAGUCGAGUCACAACAGCCUACUUUGACCGAGAGUCGCAACAGUGUUGAGAAUAGCAGUCCAGGUGCUAAGCUUGAGCUAGACGUGCUAGGACAGAUUCUUACGACUAUUUUACCGCGCCCGAAUCCAUACGUACUUGGUUUGGAGAGAGCUGGGAGGGCGGUGUUUGCUCCUAAGACAAAUGCAUUAGUGGUUAAGAGGUCAGCGGGUCGGGGCAGCCAGGAAUGUUUGAGAGCGUCUUAA
Messenger RNA from Bipolaris maydis ATCC 48331, 396 nucleotides. RefSeq lists its product as uncharacterized. Lineage: Eukaryota; Fungi; Ascomycota; Dothideomycetes; Pleosporales; Pleosporaceae. The record is from RefSeq and is a predicted model, not a curated record.